This is a messenger RNA of Stomoxys calcitrans (stable fly), 4026 nucleotides long. RefSeq lists its product as uncharacterized. The transcript has a single exon. The record is from RefSeq and is a predicted model, not a curated record. Gene Ontology annotation, biological process: DNA integration. Gene Ontology annotation, molecular function: nucleic acid binding. The coding region runs from base 1 to 4026 and encodes 1341 amino acids. Lineage: Eukaryota; Metazoa; Arthropoda; Insecta; Diptera; Muscidae.
AUGCUACACAAGGGAACGGAAACCCAAGCUAGUAGCCAAGACCCAGCCAGAGAUGUAGCGCGACCCAGUACUAGUGCUACCGCUCUUACGACAAUUAUACAGUCCACUCCUGACACAAGACAAAGUAACAUCACCACCCUGACCCUUCGGGAUAAGCAAAUUAGUGAGCGUCAUCCUAGGGAAACUUUGCUAUUUACUGCCGUAGUGCAGAUAGAAUCUAGAGGACAACUAUUCGAUGCCAGAGCUAUUAUUGACUCUGGAUCGCAGUCCACCUUUAUAACAGAUAAACUCAAGAACAAAUUGAGUCUUCCAACUAAGCGAAACUUGGUACACGUCACGGGGCUUAGCCAGAUGGUAGCCGAAACUUCGAACAAAGCUUGUCUCUUUACUUUGCGUUCAAGCUUAGACCCUCGAUUUGAGUUGGAGGUUUGGGCGCCUGUCUUGAAGGCCCUUCCUUCUAAUUUACCACCACAAAACUUAGACCUAGCACAACUUCGGGAUGUUGCCAACCUUGAUUUGGCAGAUCCAAAAUUCUAUAUUAGCCAACCGGUUGACCUUCUAAUAGGAAUGGACAUAGGACCCCUUAUUUUUGACAUUGGAUCUCCUAUGAAAUCAGUCGGCACACUUUUGGCACAGAACACAGUUUUUGGAUGGAUCGUUGGUGGACCCAUAGCACAAGGAACUACAGGGGGUAACCGAGUUUCUCUGCACAACACAAUAUCGAUAGAGAAAAUACUUACACGUUUUUGGGAGGUGGAGGAGACCCCCAAAAAGAUUUUGAGGUCUGAAGAGGACAUGGUUUGUGAACAAAACUUUAAGACAACCACUCGCCGAAACCAAAAUGGAAGAUACGUUGUGACCCUACCGUUUAAAAAUUGCGAAGAACUAGGAAGUUCUAGAAACAUCGCUUUAGCACAAUUUUAUCGAAUGGAAAGGAAGCUGCAGGCAACGCCUGAAAUAAAGGAACAAUAUGAUAAAACUAUUCUGGAAUAUCUGGAACUUGGACACAUGAGGAGAUUAUCGGCCGAGGAGGUAACUAAGACUCCCAAUUACUAUUUGCCGCAUCAUGCUGUCAUCAAGCCAGAUCGACUCACAACGAAACUUAGAGUGGUUUUCAAUGCGUCAAGUCCUUCUUCGAACAAAAGAAGCCUCAACGACAACCUGUUUGCUGGACCCAUUCUUCAACAAGACCUUGUGUUACAAAUUUUGAAGUGGAGAUUCUUCAAAUACGUAUUCAAUGCGGACGUAACGAAGAUGUACCGGCAAAUUCUCCUAGACCCUAAUCAGACACAAUUCCAAAGAAUACUUUUUAGAAAAUCUCCAAAGGACCAAGUCGAGGAUUUUGAGCUCUUGACAGUCACGUUUGGAGUAAAUUGCGCACCAUUCCUUGCAAUCCGAACACUUCUUCAACUUGCGGAAGACGUGGCGGACACAUACCCCUUAGCAUCAAAGAUCAUUCAAGAGAAUCUGUAUGUUGAUGAUGUUCUGGUCGGGGCUCACACAAUUGAAGAAGCCAUCCGAUCUCGUAAAGAGUUAAUCUCAGCCUUUGACUCGGCUGGAUUUCAACUCAUGAAAUGGACAGCAAAUGAUCACAAAGUCAUUCAAGACUUACCUGCCGAUCAAUUGCUGCCAGUAAAUUGGCUUGAGCUCUCGGAGGACUCUUCAACCAAAACCCUUGGUAUUCGGUGGAAUAUUUCUGGGGAUUAUUUCACAUUCACACCACCAUCAUUAGAAGUCAGACCAACGUACACAAAAAGAGAGGUCUUAUCAUCCAUUGCCAAAUUGUUUGACCCUUGUGGUUGGUUGGCCCCAGUUAUUGUAAUCGCCAAGCUAGUCAUGCAGCAAGUAUGGCUUGACAAAAUAGACUGGGAUGACACGCUCAAAGCAAUAGCAUUAAUAAACUGGCAAACCUUUGUAAAAAACUGUGGGGAAAUUGAAUCAGUAAAAGUUCCAAGAUGGAUUCAGUUUGUGCCUUCGUGUCAAGUUGAAGUUCACGGGUUUUGUGAUGCGUCUGAGAGUGCGUACGGAGCAGCUCUUUACAUAAGAGUGGAACAUGAAGACCACAAGACAGAAACAUAUUUGCUCGCUGCUAAGACUCGUGUAGCCCCCAUAAAGAAAAUCUCGCUACCAAGGCUUGAGUUAUGCGGGGCUGUUUUAUUAUCAAAGCUUGCGUCGUCAAUUAUAGCUAAGCUUCAAAUUUCUAACUUCACAACUUACUACUGGACUGACUCAACAAUUGUUCUAGCAUGGCUCAAGAAACCACCUUGUGCUUGGAGCACAUUUGUGGGAAAUCGCGUCUCGGAGAUAUUGGAAAACGUCGGGGUUGAAAAUUGGCUGCAUAUUGACUCCGAAAGUAACCCUGCGGAUGUUGCCAGUCGAGGGUGCUCACCAUCUGACUUGAAAGGUCAUCAUUUGUGGUGGCACGGACCCCUAUGGUUAAAACUUCCGAAAGACAGGUGGCCAACGUACGAAGUUUUUAGUGACACGAGUUUAGAAGCGAAAGCAGUUAAAGUUUUUGCUACUACAACCUUUGAAGACCCUCUCGAAAGAUUCUCUUCUUUGUCUCGAGCAUAUCGAGUUUUGUGUUAUGUUUUAAGAUUUUGGCGAAACACUAGCGCAGGUCGAUCGCAUCUUAGAAUCUCGUCUGGGAAGAUUACCGCUGAAGAAAUACAAGACGUAAAGCAACGACUCUUAGUUAUGACUCAGAAACAGUACUUUGCUUCCGAAUACCACAAUUUAGAACAGAAAACUAAAUUGUCGCCCAGCAGUAGCCUUUUGUCAUUGAACCCAUUUUUAGACUCGAAAGGGGUUAUGCGGUCCAAUGGGCGUCUAGUCCAAUCACCGGCACUGUCAUACAAUGAAAGGCAUCCCAUUCUCUUGCCAUAUGAUGCAAGAAUGACUCAACUUCUUGUCGAGUUUGCACACAAAAUAACACUUCAUGGAGGCAACCAGCUCAUGACACGAUUAUUGCGAUCAGAAUUUUGGAUAUUUCGGUUAAAACCCCUUGUUAAGAAAGUUAUACACAACUGCAAGACCUGUAUUUUGUAUAAAAAGCACUUGCAAUCACAAAUAAUGGCGUCCCUUCCACCUGAGCGCACUUCACUCUCGAGACCCUUUACCAAUACCGGGGUUGACUUUGCAAGACCCUUUAAUAUUAAAAACUAUUCAGGUCGUGCUUGUCUGAUUACCAAAGGGUACGUCCGUAUCUUUGUUUGUUUUGCGACAAAAGCCAUACACUUGGAGGCAACAACCGACCUUUCUACACAAUCUUUUUUAGCGGCGUUUUCGCGUUUUAUUGCUCGUAGAGGUUGUCCGGCCUGUAUCUACUCCGAUAAUGGGAAAAACUUUGUGGGCGCCUCUGAAUUACUUAAAAAGGAUCGUCUAGAGUUCUUAAAGACUCUACAAAACCAAACGCUGCAGCAGAAUGUUUAUCAAAAUCUAGUUUGGAAAUUUAUUCCUCCUGGUGCCCCUCACAUGGGCGGCCUGUGGGAAGCGGGUGUCAAGUCUUUUAAAUCCCACUUGCGCAAGUUUAUUCCGAAAAUGAACUUUACGUUCGAGGAAUUGUCCACAAUUUUGACUCGAAUAGAGGCUUGCUUAAAUUCCAGACCGCUGAGUCCAGCCAACGACGACCCCAAUGACUUCUCGCCUUUGACUCCAGGCCACUUUCUUAUUGGUACACCACUUCUGACCCCAGCGGAGCCUGAUGUUUCAGAUCAGGAUGUCUCUUUUGCUAAUAGGUGGAAAAGACUCAAAAUAGUAUCUCAAUACUUUUGCCAACGAUGGAAGUCGGAGUAUUUGAAAGAAUUGCACCGCAGAUCCAAAUGGAAAUAUCAGCAGGAAAAUCUCGCAAAGGAUGAUUUAGUUGUAAUCAGAGACGAUAGGUUCCCUCCUACGGAAUGGACAAUGGGUCGCAUUGAAAGGGCCUAUCAUGGUACAGAUCAAAAUAUAAGAGUAGUAGAUGUUAGAACGUCAAACGGAAUAGUCACUAGACCCAUUACUAAAAUUGUCAAAUUGUUUUCCGCAUGA